UCGGAAAUACCGAAGGUUUGUCUGGUUAAUAAAUAUGUAGUCUCCCUCCCUCCGUUGAUCUCUCCAAUCUCCCCCUGCAUCUCUCUGCAAAUUUUACAUGAAUCAUAUAACAACUUUUGUUUUGUUUUUCUUAUUUUUCGUGAGUGUAUAAUGUAUUCGAAAAAGUGCAUGUUUUUUGUAUUUAAAUUCGUAAACUCACCACCCGGUUCUCCCGUUCCUUUCUGACGACCGAAUUCUUAGCUCAAACCCCGCUACACUUUUCUCGAUGGGGAGGGUCAAGCUCAAGAUAAAAAGAUUAGAGAAUACCAGUAACCGCCAGGUUACUUAUUCCAAGCGCAGAGGUGGAAUCUUGAAGAAGGCUAAGGAGUUGUCGAUAUUAUGUGACAUUGAAAUCGUCCUUCUGAUGUUUUCUCCAACGGGAAAACCCACAAUGUUCACCGGAGCUCGCAGCAAUAUCGAGGAUGUGAUUGCAAGAUUUGCUCAGUUAACUCCUCAAGAAAGGGGGAAAAGGAAAUUGGAGAGCCUUGAGGUUUUAAGAAAAACUUUUAAGAAGCUUGAUCACGAUGUAAAUAUUGAUGAGUUUUUGUGUUCAAGUCAUCAGUCGAUUGAGGAAAUGAGCAACCAUGUAGGUAUGUUGCGAGCUCAAGUGGCAGAUGUGCAUAAAAGAUUAAGCUACUGGAGUGAUCCAGAUAAGAUUGACAAUAUUGAACAUCUUAGGCAUAUGGAAGAAUCACUAAGUGAAUCCCUUAGCCAGAUUCGUAUCCACAAGGAAAAUUUUAGGUCUCACCAGCUCUUGCAGCUAGAUUGCACUAACCAGUACCAAAAUGGGAUGCAUUCUUCUCUGAUGAUUGGUGCUAUGCAAGAGUCCCAACCCUUGUCAUGGCUUCCCUCUAACGAAAAUCACCAAGUAAUACUACCUGCCGAGCCAAGUUAUAUGCAAGGAAGGGAUCCAGUGUGUUCCAGAGACAUAUCACUUCCCAGUUAUUCUGGUUUGUUUGAGACUGGCAAAGAAACAGAUAUCGAUAAUACGGGACAGAUAGAUAAUACAAGACAGGAAAGUUCUCUUAAUGAACCAAGUAGCACAGAUUGCUUAAAGCUACAACUCAGUGAACAUUAUCCGUUCCAUGCAUAUAGCAAUCUAAAUUUGGCAAAUGCGGGGAAACUAGAUGCUGGCACAGAAGCAAACCUUCAAGCAAACCCUGUCAGUUAUCACAUCAAUAACAGUUAUGAACUUCCUAGGCCUAUCUACAACCAUAUGCAUCAAAAUUGGAUCCCUGAAUCUGGUUCUCACAUUGUUCCCAUGUUUAUUGAGAGCUCGUACUCAAAGCAGCCAGAUUAGCUACUGAAUGCAUGCAGGAUAACUCAUCUGCAUCAUGGACACAACUUGAAUUGGAGUUUGCAGUGCUUGAUAUGAUUGUCCCAGAAGGUUACAACAUACUUUACGAUACCAGAAGUUGGUGUAAUACCUACAUAGUUAACACAUUCGGGCUAAUAUAUGGAAUCAGUGGUCGAAGCUCUGAGAUCAGCUGGUUUUCACUUAGUUUUUCACUUGUAUCUGGCAAUGUGCAAUAUUUCAAUUACUGCAGAUGUAUAGUAUGAGAAUAUAUAUGGAAGAAAAUGAAUGAAAAGUGAGUCAUGUAUAAUAUUUUAUUUUUAAUGCAUACCUUAUAGGUUAUAUGUUAUAACAA
This is a messenger RNA of Daucus carota subsp. sativus, 1688 nucleotides long. Its product is annotated as agamous-like MADS-box protein AGL65. Bases 266 to 1339 code for a protein of 357 amino acids. The transcript has 12 exons. Lineage: Eukaryota; Viridiplantae; Streptophyta; Magnoliopsida; Apiales; Apiaceae. Gene Ontology annotation, biological process: regulation of transcription by RNA polymerase II. Gene Ontology annotation, molecular function: DNA-binding transcription factor activity, RNA polymerase II-specific; RNA polymerase II cis-regulatory region sequence-specific DNA binding; protein dimerization activity. The record is from RefSeq and is a predicted model, not a curated record.